Momordica charantia (bitter melon) is the source of this 762-nucleotide messenger RNA. The record is from RefSeq and is a predicted model, not a curated record. NCBI's taxonomy places the organism in Eukaryota, Viridiplantae, Streptophyta, Magnoliopsida, Cucurbitales, Cucurbitaceae.
ACUGCCAAUACAAAAACUAAAAUGACAACUCUCCCAACCUCCCUCAUUCUUCUCUUUUCCUUUUUUGGACUUCUCGACUCGGCCUUUGCCAUUGCAUUCUCGUAUAACGUUGUUGGUUUUGGAGCCAAACCCGAUGGCAAGACCGACUCGACGGAAGCGUUUCAAACUGCAUGGGUAAAUGCAUGCAACUCCGUCAAACCAGCCUCCAUUUAUGUGCCAAAGGGAAGAUAUUACCUUCGCAGUGGAACCUUCAACGGGCCUUGUAAGAACAACGCCAUCUUUAUACGCAUUGAUGGUACUCUUCUGGCUCCCUCAGACUUYCGAAUCAUUGGCAACUCUGCAGCUUGGAUUGCGUUUAGGCAUGUUGAUGGAGUARCUAUCUCUGGGGGCAUUCUCGAUGGUAAAGGAGCUGGUUUAUGGGCUUGCAAAACCUCUGCCAAGACUUGUCCAACUGGGGCCUCGACACUUGAAUUCUCCGACUCGAAAAAUGUAGUGAUCAGUGCAUUGACGUCACUUAAUAGCCAAAUGUUCCACAUAGUGGUAAAUGGCUGCCAAAAUAUCAAAAUGAAAGGGCUUAAGGUCUUGGCCCCUGGCAACAGCCCCAACACUGAUGGCAUUCAUGUCCAACUAUCGUCUGAUGUGACCAUAUUAAACUCCAAGAUAGGCACCGGAGACGAUUGCAUAUCCAUCGGCCCUGGCACCUCCAACCUGUGGAUUGAGAAUAUUAUUUGUGGGCCUGGUCACGGAAUAAGGUAUGUUUGA